Mandrillus leucophaeus (drill) is the source of this 1693-nucleotide messenger RNA. It is a transcript of the gene WDR88, whose product is annotated as WD repeat domain 88. The transcript is spliced from 11 exons. NCBI's taxonomy places the organism in Eukaryota, Metazoa, Chordata, Mammalia, Primates, Cercopithecidae. Bases 70 to 1464 code for a protein of 464 amino acids. Gene Ontology annotation, molecular function: protein binding. The record is from RefSeq and is a predicted model, not a curated record.
GGCGCGGGCGCGCGGCGCCACCGUUCCCAUCCUGGUUUGCGGGCGGCCACCGGCGGGCAGGGCUUCGAGAUGGCCUCGCCGCGGCGGUGCUCCCCGACAGCCCCGGACAGGGAAUGCAAGUUGCCGCCACCCUCGGCCCCUGCCGGCGAGUAUCCUCCCGGCAAGCUGUCCUGGGGAACCCUGGCGAGGGCCUUAGGCCGCUUCAGGCUGUCGAUCCCGUACACGCGCCUGCUGGCCACCCUCGACCCCCUGGCCUUGGACAGGGAACCACCGCUGCAGCUGUCGCCUGAGAAGCAACAGAUGCCGGAGAAAUUGAUUUGGGGCGACCAGGAGCCUCUCUCCAAGAUCCCAUUUAAAAUUCUGAGUGGGCACGAGCAUGCUGUGAGCACCUGUCACUUCUGUGUGGAUGACACAAAGCUCCUCAGUGGCUCCCAUGACUGCACGGUGAAGCUGUGGGAUGCGGUGGAUGGUUCUGUGGUUCGCAAUUUUGAGCACAGGCCCAAGGCUCCUGUUGUAGAGUGCAGCAUCACAGCCGACAGCAGCAGAGUAUGGGGGAUGAUGGUGCUGUGGUUCCUUUGGAAGGUCAGGUAUGAUACCUUCAUCGUCUCCUGUAAGUUUUCUCCUGAUGGUAAAUACGUGGUCUCAGGCUUCGACGUGGAUCAUGGAAUCUGCAUAAUGGACGCUGAGAACAUCACCACCGUUUCUGUCAUCAAAGAUCAUCACACAAGGACCAUCACGUCAUGCUGCUUUGACCCCGACAGCCAGAGGGUGGCUUCUGUCUCAAUGGACAGGUGCAUCAAGAUCUGGGACGUUACAUCCCAGGCCACGCUGCUCACCAUCACCAAGGCACAUUCCAAUGCAAUCUCAAACUGCUGUUUUACCUUCAGUGGCCAUUUCCUGUGUACAAGCUCCUGGGAUAAAAACUUAAAAAUAUGGAACGUCCACACAGGGGAGUUUCGAAACCGUGGAGCCUGUGUGACCCUGAUGCAGGGCCACGAAGGUUCCGUCAGUUCCUGUCACUUUGCCAGAGACAGCUCUUUUCUCAUUUCUGGAGGAUUUGAUAGGACUGUGGCUAUUUGGGACGUAGCAGAAGGCUACCGGAAGCUCUCCUUGAAGGGCCAUAAUGACUGGGUGAUGGAUGUUGCCAUUAGCAACAACAAGAAAUGGAUCCUGUCUGCUUCCAAGGAUACGACCAUGAGACUAUGGAAUAUUGAAGAAAUUGACCAAAUUCCUUUGGUAAUCAAGUACAAAAAGGCUAUGGGCUUAAAGGUGAAACAGUGCGAAAGAUGUGACAGGCCUUUCUCCAUCUUCAAGAGUGACACCUCUUCUGAAGUGUUCACCCAAUGCGUGUUCUGCCGGAUAGAUACAAGGGGCUUGCCAGCAGAGACUUCACCAUCAUCGUCAUCGUCAUCGGAGAGGGAGAACUUGCUGCCGCCGCCGCCCAGCGGAAGCCAGGAUGAUUGACAGCUACAGGCCCCUUUGAGUGACUCCAGCACAGGUUUCCUAGCAUGUAGGUUUUGGGGCUCUGCAGGGACUUUCUCUUGGGCCCCUCCCAGGCUCAGUAGGCCUGUCAGACUGGGGCAGGACACAAGCCCUGGCUGGGGUCUCAGUACAGUGCCACCUCCUCAGCUUUCAGCUUGGGGAGUGAACACUUGACUUUCCGUUUUCAUGCAGAAUAAAUCUAAUUCCUUUG